Hyaloscypha bicolor E is the source of this 2114-nucleotide messenger RNA. Its product is annotated as putative hexose carrier protein. Gene Ontology annotation, cellular component: membrane. Gene Ontology annotation, biological process: transmembrane transport; carbohydrate transport. The record is from RefSeq and is a predicted model, not a curated record. The transcript has 5 exons. Gene Ontology annotation, molecular function: carbohydrate:proton symporter activity. The coding region runs from base 271 to 1836 and encodes 521 amino acids. NCBI's taxonomy places the organism in Eukaryota, Fungi, Ascomycota, Leotiomycetes, Helotiales, Hyaloscyphaceae.
GCGGAUCUGCGGUGCCAGUGCAGCCAAACAUAAAUAAGCCUCGAGCUCCCCAGCGAGCGGCCGUCCGAUUAUUCAAGUGAAAGAUAAAGAGAUAGCAAGUGUGACGUUGCACCGGGGAGGGUAUCAAUACGAUUAUAUAUAAGCUUUCGGUUGUGUCUAUCCGUUUUUGUUAUAUUGUUGGAUUUGCGCCGAGCUUGGGGUGCAGAACACAUGCGUCGGUACUUGGAAUUUUGAGGAUAUACCUGAUUUACGGUUGAGAGGGCUUGCAAGAUGCUCACCAAGUCCCCAACAGCGACCUGGAUGCCCGCCUGGAUCCCAGAAUCCACGCUCUUCCUCUCCUUCCUCCUCAUGUUCUGCUCAAUGGUUCAAUCCGCCACAGCAGGCUACGACGGCUCCAUGAUGAACGGACUCAACAUCCUCCCCUCAUAUACCGACUACUUCGUCCUAAACCCCGCAACCACGGGUCUGAACACAGCCUCCAUCUUCAUCGGCGGAUUCUUCGGGCCACUCGUAUCAGGAAUUGUUGCUGACCGUUUGGGCCGCAGGCCUGCGAUAUUCUGGGGAUCUGUGAUAACGUUGGUAGGUGUGCUGCUCCAGACCGCGGCGCAAGAUAUUGCCAUGUUUGUUAUUGCGAGAAUUGUGCUGGGUUUUGGUGCUGCGUUGUCGGGCAUUGCGGGAGGUGUUUACUUGAGCGAAACUUUCCCGAGUCAAUGGCGUGCGUGGGGUGUUGGGAUGCUGAAUAACUUUUACUAUGUUGGGGCUUUGAUUGCUGCCGGAAUCACUCUCGGCACAGGAACCUGGCAGUCUACCUGGGCAUGGCGAGCUCCCUCACUUUUCCAAGGGAUUUUCUCAGUUCUCUGCAUCGUCGUUUUGCCAUUCAUCCCCGAAUCCCCACGUUGGCUCGUCCACCAAGGCUGCUACGAAGAAGCGCGCCUCGUCGUCGCCCAAACAAACGCAAACGGCGACCUCUCCCACCCUGUCGUCCUCGCCGUCUAUAAAGAGAUCAUCGACACUCUCCGCUGGGAAAAAGAAGAAGGACGCACCCUCUCCCCCAAAGAAAUCUUCAAGACCCCUGUCUCGCGAAAACGGUUUCUCAUCGGAAUCUCCCCCGGGAUAUUCUCCUGCAUCGCGGGCAACAUCAUCGCUUCUUACUACCUUGGCGCAGAGCUCACUACUGCUGGGAUAAAAGACCCAAUCCAACAACUCAAAGCGAACGUCGUACUCAACGUCUGGUGUCUCGGCUGCGCGUUAGGAGGAACGUACCUGACGGCUUUUUGGGGGCGAAAACCAACAGCGAUUCUCUCCCAAGCCUUGCUCAUUAUUUGUCUAUUUAUUAUAGGUGGGCUGUCGAAAAUGUAUGCUGAUAACCCGGAUCGGGCGAGCAAGGCGCUUGUUUAUGGCGAUGUGGCGGUCAUGUUUCUGUUUCAGGGCUUCUAUAGUAUUGGGUGGACGCCGCUGCUUACGCUUUAUCCGCCGGAGGUGCUCAAUUUCUCUAUCCGCGCCAACGGUGUUGCUGGGACGAGUUUUGCUUUGAAUGCUUUUGCGCUUGUGUUUGUUUUCAUUAUGCCUAUCGGCCUGGCGAACAUCACUUGGAAGAUGUACUUUGUGAACGGGAGCUGGGAUAUCAUUAUUCUUGGCAUGAUUGUUUACUGGUGGGUUGAGACGAAGGGGAAAACGCUCGAGGAGAUCGAUGCGCUGUUUGAGGGCGAAAAGCAUAGUAGUGUGCCGGAUGUGGAGAUGGUACGGAAGGGGCGGGAGCAGAUUGAUGUUAAGGGUGUGGAGGAGGAGAUUAACAUUGGGGUUGAGGGGCAGAGGAAGAUUGAGCAGGUUGGUUGAUCGUCGUGCCAGAUUGACGCACUGCUUUAUUUGUAGUUGCGGGUCACUCAAGAAUGAUUUAGCAAUCGACUUUGCUUUUCAAACCCACUUUUUGCUCAUUGAAUAGGUUUCGACAUGCACUGCACGACGGUGAUAGGAAACGCUAAGGGUCUCGGAAAUUGGUAUCGCCUUUGUUUAGUUUUAUACUAUUGUCGCAUUUUUAUUACCGACCUAAAGGCGACCUCUCAGCUAGAUAUAUAGGUUCACUCCAGAGCCGACAGAAAAUGAAAGGAAUGCCC